Molecule: messenger RNA, 449 nt
Organism: Prorocentrum cordatum
Lineage: Eukaryota; Dinophyceae; Prorocentrales; Prorocentraceae
Source: the annotation of a GenBank genome assembly
AUGCCUCGCCAACUCCUUGCGGCGGCCACAGCGGCCGCGCAUGACGACGCCGGUGCCCUCGGCCCGAGACUGGCUGGAGGCCUUGGCUCGCCAGGAUGCCACGACUUCCUCCCCGCGGUGCCGCGCCAGCUGCUGCGGGCGCCCGCGCUUACCGGGUCAGAUGGCCUGGGGGCCGCCCGCGGGCCCUCGGCGAGCCACGGGUCGUCAUUCCUCUGCAUGCAAGAGGAGAGGCCUUGCCCCGAGGUGAACCUCUCCAGGGCAGCCUGGUACAACGCUCGACUUGGGCCCAAGUGUUCGUACAAGUCGCACCAGGACUGCUGCCACGCCAUCUCCCGCUCGCGCAAGGCGUACGCCCGCGCCGAGGCGCUCAUCGACGGCAACUGGUACCUGCGCUACUGCGCAGCUGGGCCGCUGGACGUGGAGCCGCUCGUCGCGCUGGCCGUGCGAUG